Messenger RNA from Magnolia sinica, 2994 nucleotides. RefSeq names its product protein STRUBBELIG-RECEPTOR FAMILY 3-like. Gene Ontology annotation, biological process: protein phosphorylation. The transcript is spliced from 19 exons. Lineage: Eukaryota; Viridiplantae; Streptophyta; Magnoliopsida; Magnoliales; Magnoliaceae. Bases 410 to 2659 code for a protein of 749 amino acids. Gene Ontology annotation, molecular function: ATP binding; protein binding; protein kinase activity. The record is from RefSeq and is a predicted model, not a curated record.
UAAUGGCCCAACCCAUUAGCCACGCUGGCUUAUAUGCGCCUCCGAAGGUUUUUCUGUCACUUACACUGAGAAAUAUACCGUUUUUGUUUCUUGCUUUGAGGUGGGAAUUAGGAGAGCUGAAGCAGUAUCUGUAUCUCUACCUCUGAAAUCACAGACGCCUUUCUCUUUUCGCUGCCUUUUGGAGAUUCAUUAGAUCUUCGCAGCUAAGGUUGGUUCGAGAAAUUUUCGCAUUCAUAGAAACCGCAGUGUUUCGUGUGGGUUUGGCAUUGUUGAACUGAAUUCGGCUCGACGAUCUGAGGAUUUCAGGUUCUGCGAGGUUUUCUCCGAACUCAGUUUCAGGUUUUGGAGAUCUAAUUUAUAAUGAAAAAUUAAUCAUUUGCCCAAAAGAGAUCGGCAAACAAUACUGACAAUGAUAAAAAUGAAUUAUCAGGACAUGAUUAGGAUGAGAUUGGCGAUAAGUGAUGCAAACUCGAAAAUCUUUACGAUAGUCUUUGCAGGUCUAGUGGUGAUUUUUUCAGCACCAUUUUCACAUGGAUUCACCAAUCAACAAGAUGUUUCUGCAAUAAAUAGCUUAUAUGCUUCAUUGGGUUCCCCUCCCCUUCCGGGAUGGACUCAAAGUGGAGGAGACCCUUGUGGAGAAAUCUGGCAAGGCAUUCAAUGCGUUAAUUCAAAUAUUACUGGAAUAGUUCUUAAUGCUGCGAAUUUGGGAGGACAAUUAGGCGAUAAGUUAGACGAAUUUUCAACCAUCAUAACAAUAGAUUUGAGCAACAACCAUAUUGGAGGGAGUAUUCCUUCUAAUCUUCCACCCACCAUAAAAACAUUUUUCCUUUCAGCUAACCAAUUUACGGGAAGCAUCCCAACUUCUUUGUCGACAUUAACUCUUUUAACUGAUAUGUCACUCAACAACAAUCAAUUAACUGGAGAAUUACCAGAUGCAUUUCAAGUUCUCACUGGGUUAAUUAAUUUGGAUCUGUCAUUUAACAAUUUGAGUGGGAAACUACCACCUUCUUUAGAGAACUUAUCAUCUCUAACGACCUUCCAUGUGCAGGAUAAUCAACUAUCUGGGACACUGGAUGUUUUACAAGAUCUUCCCCUAAAAGAUUUGAAUGUAGAAAAUAACUUGUUUUGGGGACCUGUACCGGAGAAGAUGCUAAGCAUUCCAAAUUUCAAAAAGGAUGGAAACCCAUUCAAUACUACUACUGCUCCAUCUCCAGCAGUAUCAUUGCCUCCACCGCCUCCUCUUUCGGAGGGACCAACUCCUGGAACAACUCCUGGAAAAACUCCUGGAAAAUCAGCAAAUGGUCCAUCUAUUCAAGAUGACAACCAAACUAAGAAGAAUGGAAAAUCCCGAAAAACUACAAAAAUCGUUGCAUAUGCGUUUGUGGGGUUGAUAUUGUUUUUAGUAGCUAUUCUAGCAGUUAUGCUUUUAAUAAGAUAUUGCAGAAAGGAAUCAGAGGUUGACAAAAUUACCAGGAGGCAGGAAACUGGUGUGUAUAAGAAGCCCAGAGAAAAGCCUAAAGGCAAUGAGUCUUUGAUUCAACCAGCCAACCAAAUAGAGAAAGUUCCCAGUCCAAAGGUGGCAGUUCAGAAACCAGUAGAGGAACAUCAGAUAGAUAUGCCGGAAACAGGGUUGAUUUUGUUGCCUCCACCUGUUGAAAAAGUUGUUGUAGAGCCUGUCAUGCCUCCCAAAUUGCCAAAAGAUGUAGCUUCUCCAGCUGUGACAUCUUUCACAGUUGCAUCUCUCCAGCAAUAUACAAACAGUUUUGGGCAAGAAAACCGGAUUGGAGUCGGAAUGUUGGGUAGUGUUUAUCGGGCAGAGCUUCCUAAUGGGCAGUUUUUGGCAGUUAAGAAGCUGGACAAUGCAUCUAACAUGCUGCAGACGGAUGAAGAUUUUUUAGAUCUAGUAUUGAGUAUCUCUAAGCUCAAGCAUGCUAAUGUUGUUGAGCUUGUGGGUUAUUGCAUGGAGCAUGGGCAGCGACUACUCGUCUAUGAGUACUGUAAUAACGGGACACUUAUCGAUGUUCUCCACUCUGGUGAGGAACUUGAGAAGAAAUUAUCGUGGAAUGCACGCAUCCGAAUUGCCCUUGGAGCUGCAGGAGCUCUUGAGUAUCUGCACGAAGUCUGUCAACCUCCUGUUGUACAUCGAAAUUUCAAGUCUGCCAAUCUUCUUCUUGAUGAUGAGCUAGGCGUACGUGCCUCUGAUUGUGGUUUGGCUCCAUUAAUUAUGUCUGGAUCUGUAAGACAGUUGUCAGGAAACAUUCUAUCAUCAUUGGGAUAUGGUGCACCAGAAUUCAUUCAGUCAGGAACAUAUACAUGCAAGAGUGAUGUUUACAGCUUUGGGGUAGUAAUGUUAGAACUUCUUACGGGUCGAAAAUCCUAUGACAGUUCAAGACCUCGAGGGGAGCAACACCUGGCAAGAUGGGCCGUCAAUCAUCUUCAUGACAUUGCCUCAUUGUCAAGAAUGGUUGAUCCUUCUCUCCGUGGAAAAUACCCUGAAAAAUCUUUAUCAUGGUUUGCGGACAUCAUUUCUAUAUGCAUUCAGGCUGAGCCGGAAUUCCGUCCGCCAAUGUCGGAGAUUGUACAGGAACUCAUGCGAAUGAUGCCAAGGGAGCCCUCGAGCAGCAGAACAUCAAACAAAGACUCUUCUAAUUUGGGUUAGGAAACAAGUGAAAGCAUCAUCAGCCGAAGAUGGUGUUCAAAUGAAACACUGCUGAUCAAUUUGGAAAUCAUCAACUGAUCUUAGAAGCAGGAGCUUUUGAGUGUCACCUACAAUGAACCGUCAUGCUCUGUUUAACAACCUGUUAUCCAGGUGGGUCUCGUAGGGGCACCAAAUUGUCCCAUUUCCAUGUCCAUUUCUGUCCAUUAUUCUUUCGCUUCAUUACCAAUGAUUGCUGUCACUUAUUUAACUAGGAUUAGAUUUCAACCCUGUAAAAGUGCUAGUCAAAUUAUUUAAAUAUUAUUUUAUGAGUGGCCAAUGCGGUUUAUUUUAUUUCA